Messenger RNA from Cyprinodon variegatus (sheepshead minnow), 906 nucleotides. RefSeq names its product gamma-aminobutyric acid receptor-associated protein-like 2. Gene Ontology annotation, molecular function: ubiquitin protein ligase binding. The record is from RefSeq and is a predicted model, not a curated record. Gene Ontology annotation, cellular component: autophagosome; autophagosome membrane; cytosol. The transcript has 4 exons. Bases 189 to 542 code for a protein of 117 amino acids. NCBI's taxonomy places the organism in Eukaryota, Metazoa, Chordata, Actinopteri, Cyprinodontiformes, Cyprinodontidae. Gene Ontology annotation, biological process: autophagosome assembly; cellular response to nitrogen starvation; macroautophagy.
CCAGGUAGGGCGGCUGAGAAGAAGGCGGUGGGGGAGUUUGUUGUUGUUUUGGUCUAUCGGAGGUUUACUGGCUGCUUCCGCCCCAGUAGAGGCUCUUAUCCAGGGGAAUCAGAACCGCCAGACCCGCUGAGGAACCGGAACCUUUGAGACCCGCAGCGUCGAGCGGAACCAGCCCGGAAACGGCCACCAUGAAGUGGAUGUUCAAAGAGGAUCACUCCCUGGAACAUCGAUGCUUAGAGUCCACCAAAAUCCGCAGCAAGUACCCGGACCGGGUCCCGGUGAUCGUGGAGAAGGUGUGCGGCUCUCAGAUCGUAGACAUUGACAAGAGGAAGUACCUGGUCCCGUCUGACAUCACGGUGGCUCAGUUCAUGUGGAUCAUCAGGAAACGGAUCGCGUUGCCGUCAGAGAAGGCCAUCUUCCUGUUCGUGGACAAGACCGUGCCGCAGUCCAGCAUCACCAUGGGGCAGUUGUACGACAACGAGAAGGACCAGGACGGCUUUUUAUACGUGGCAUACAGCGGAGAGAACACCUUCGGCUCUUAGGGACCCGUCUCCGCCCUGCUGGCUCUUAGGGACCCGUCUCCGCCCUGCUGGCUCUUAGGGACCCGUCUCCGCCCUGUCGGCUGUGAUCCGGUUGGAUGAGACUGUCAGCGAUGGUCCUCCACCUUUCUGCAGAUUUACGUUCAAAGUGUGACUUUUCCAGGAACUUUGGUUUCAUGUUUUUUCAUGAUUUUAGAAGGACCCAGUUUGAUUCUUCUUCUUGCUUUUUUAAAUUAAGUCUGUGAAUGAGUUUAUUUUAAUGCUUUUGUUUUUCUUUGAAGACAAUAUUUUAUUUUAAUCUAAAGAAAUGUAAUUUAAUAAUCUGAGGGUGAGGUAGCUGGAUGACCUAACCAAUAAAAGAUGGAAA